ACGUGGCCCGCCCGGUACGCCGGGUUCCGGAGCCGAGGGCUUGCUCCGGGACGGUGUACUUUAGAGCCCGCGGUGAGAUGUGUGCUUCCCGUGUGCCGCUUUUCAGACAUGGAUGUGGAGUGGAGAGGCGUUUUGUAGCCGUUAAAACAAUUAACACUAGGGUGUACUUUACGGUCCCUACUCCUCCUCCGUGAUUAGCGUCCGUUCCACUCUACCAACACCUUGUAAAGGAGGCUCCAGGACGUGUCCCGCUUCAGUGAUUGUAGCUCAGGCUAGCUGCCCUGUGGCAUGUGGAAUCUUACGGGACCUGGGAUCGAACCCAUGUCCCCUGCACUCUUAAGGUGGACUCCCAACCACUGGACCACCAGGGAAGUCCCAGCUAAAGCUUUUUAACCAGUAAUUUCAUUCUGUUAGUAGGACAUCCUUAUCUUCAUAUAUUAGGCUUCUUCCAACAAUCCUUGGAGGGGGAAUCUCAAGUCCUGGAUUCUGCUCUGAAAUUCAGGAAUUAAGUAAAAUCCAGUCAGAUGCAUCUAUAUGCCAGUCCCACAGAAAGGUUGCUUUUCAUAUAUGCAUCCCUUUGCUCUUGUUUUCAUAGGAAGGAGAAAAAUGUCUCAAAAGCAGAUGAAGGAAGCUUUUGUCAGUAACCAGAAUGGAACAAGCGUGCUGGAAAUCACCGAGGGCUUGUGCCUGCCUGCACUCUGUAUCCUGUGUAGAGGCCUCCUGAUCAUUCUCUCACAGCACUUCUGUUCUUCUUCACAUAACUCGAGGACUCGAUUCUUGGUUGACUUUGCUUUCCUGAUAGUUCCCCUGGUCACCACUUUGACCAUUUUCUCUUCAUUUGUCCUCCUCCAGUAUCCUGUUGCAAUUAUCCUUGGGGCAGGACUGCUCUAUGGAAUAUACUGCAGAAGAACUUGCUAUGUCAGAAUGCCUUUCCACAAAAUCUGUGAAAAAUUCUUGAAAGUCAGUCUAGAAUCAGAACACAUUCCAGCCAUCUCCUGUUUCCGUGUCGUUAACAGUGCCUUUACUGCUGUUGCCAUUUUGGCUGUGGACUUCCCACUGUUUCCCAGAAGAUAUGCCAAAACCGAGCUCUACGGGACAGGAGCAAUGGAUUAUGGAGUAGGGGGCUUUAUUUUUGGGUCUGCAAUGGUUUCUCCAGAGGUUAGGAGAAAAUAUACAAAAGGCUCCAGACUUUGUUAUCUUACAAAGUCACUGUACUCUGUUUGGCCAUUAGUUUUCCUAGGAAUGGGGCGAUUAGUUGCUAUAAAAUCCAUAGACUAUCAGGAACAUUUAACUGAGUAUGGUGUUCACUGGAACUUUUUCUUUACCUUAAUAGUUGUGAAACUGAUAACAUCACUGCUUUUGAUUAUGUUUCCCCUAAAUAAAUCCUGGAUUGUGGCCAUCAGCAUUACUGCAUUAUACCAGCUAGCCCUUGAUUUUACCCCCCUGAAAAGUAUAAUUUUGUAUGGAACUGAUGGCAGUGGCACAAGGGUUGGUUUAUUAAAUGCCAACCGAGAAGGAAUCAUCUCUACCUUGGGGUAUGUGUCAAUACAUAUGGCUGGUGUUCAAACAGGGUUAUAUGUACUUAAGAGAAGGUCACAGAUCAAAGACUGGAUAAAAGUAGCAUACUGUAUUCUAUUGACAGCUAUUGGCCUCUUCAUUUCUCUUUACAUAGUUCAGGUAAAUGUAGAAGUAGCAUCUCGAAGAAUGGCCAAUUUAGCUUUUUGUAUUUGGAUAGUUGCUUCUUGCCUGAUCCUUCUUAGUAGUUUAUUACUGGGUGAUAUAAUUUUGAGUUUUGCCAAAUUUGUAAUUAAAGAGGCAGCAGUACCAUGUUCUUGGAAACUUAUCCAGUCACCCACUGCAAAUAAAAAGCAUCUGGAAUCCAUAGUCUCCGAAGCCAAAAGAAAGGAACCUACUCUCUGUUUAAUCACAGCAAUGAACAGAAACCAGUUACUUUUUUUUUUGCUGUCAAAUGUAACAACUGGUCUAGUCAACCUUUCCCUAGAUACAUUACACAGCAGUACCCCAUGGGCCUUUUGCCUGCUCAAUCUCUACAUGUUUACCAACUGCUUAAUUAUAUAUGUGCUACACUUGCAAGAUAAAACAAUAAAAUUUUGGUGAUCAAUAGGGGUAGUAUAUGUUUUGAGCAAUUUUAUGUUAAUGAGGAAGAAUAAAUAUAAAAUGUGAAGAAAAUGGGCUUCUGUCAAUCCAGGGUUUCUGGGAGAAGGCGAGGGUGGGAUGUUUCAGGAGAACAGCAUCGAAACAUGUAUAUUAUCUAGGGUGAAACAGAU
Messenger RNA from Odocoileus virginianus texanus, 2288 nucleotides. The record is from RefSeq and is a predicted model, not a curated record. NCBI's taxonomy places the organism in Eukaryota, Metazoa, Chordata, Mammalia, Artiodactyla, Cervidae.